GAAUUAGGGAAAGCCUUUCCUGGAGAGACCGGAAGUAAGGGAGGAGGCGCAGGCAGUGACAACUGCAAGCAAAAUAGCAAAGAUAUUUUUGUAGAAUACUAGGUUGCCAUCAAUUGAUUGAUACGUGUCUUUAUAAAUCUAAAAUUUGUAUACAGUAUAUUGCUUUAGACAUGGAGUUGUGUGAAAUACUGUACAACAAAGCUGAAUACAUCGAAACGGCCUCUGGUAACAAGGUCAGCAGGCAGUCUGUGCUGUGUGGAAGCCAGAAUAUUGUUCUCAAUGGCAAAACCAUUGUGAUGAAUGACUGUAUAAUUCGAGGGGAUCUUGCUAACGUCAGAGUUGGAAGGCAGUGUGUAAUCAAAAGCCGCAGUGUGAUUCGUCCGCCAUUCAAAAAGUUCAGCAAAGGUGUGGCCUUCUUCCCUUUGCACAUUGGAGAUCACGUGUUCAUCGAGGAGGACUGUGUGGUUAACGCAGCGCAGAUUGGCUCCUACGUCCACAUAGGGAAAAACUGCGUCAUUGGGCGACGGUGUGUUCUGAAGGACUGCUGUAAGAUUCUGGACAACACGGUCCUCCCACCUGAGACAGUGGUCCCUCCCUUCACAGUAUUCUCUGGUUGUCCAGGCCUGUUUUCAGGAGAGCUGCCUGAGUGCACACAGGAGCUCAUGAUUGAUGUCACCAAGAGCUACUACCAGAAGUUCCUCCCUCUCAGCCAGAUUUAAGGCCACCAGCACCCCGCUUACUAUGGACCAAUCUAGACUCCCCUAUUUGUUGUCCCAGCGAAUCUCAGAACGUACUCACCCCGAGGGGGGCCCCGCCCACACAGGCCAAGGACUGUCAUGAGACCGCAGACUCGUCCCGUGAGCAGUGAAGAAAAGGACAUCCUCAUACCACCACCGUUCAAACUCGCCGCAUUUAUUUAAAUCCAGUAUUUAUUUCUUUUCUUUUUUAAAAUGCAUUGUUUCCUUCGCAGUCUUGCAAGUGUAACGUUGCUGUUGUGACGUCUGACUUCUAGAACAGUAACAGAUGUGAGCUCUUCCAAAUAAAUGCCUGUUUAAAAACAGGGUCCUGUCAUUGGAACUCAAAAAACUGAAAAAAGAAAGCACUGCUUGGAUCUAGGAACAGCAGGUGCUUGCUGGUAAGACAGGCAGGCAAACACUAAACAGUAAUUCUGUGGAAGAAACUGCCUCUGAAAAGUGACUAAACUAAAAAAAAAGGUGCGGCACCAAGGAAAAUGGCCAUGGCACUCUAGAUAAAAGACCUUUAGCUUAAUAUCUGGUGUAUCAUAAUUAAACAAUCAGCAGAAAAGUCAAUACAAAAUCAAUGAACAGCAGCCACUGCUGGAGCAUGACACAUAUGAUAUAAGUGUAUGGUGUAAUGCUUCUUUAGUCAAUGAUUGGGAACCAUUUCUCAGUAAUUACAGAUGCUGAUAAUUCUCCACACCAUUACAUUUUAAACCUUGUACUCUUCCUCAUAACACUGCAAACAAUGUGUUUGACCAUAAAAGUAGGCUUUUGCACGCUUGCCAAAAUGUCAGGUGUGACGGUUGUGGUGAGCCAGAGAAAACAUGUCAACAGCGUACUGAAAAUAUAAAUUCUAUUAAAGAUGGAAAGGCUA
Molecule: messenger RNA, 1614 nt
Organism: Anguilla anguilla (European eel)
Lineage: Eukaryota; Metazoa; Chordata; Actinopteri; Anguilliformes; Anguillidae
Gene: dctn5
Product: dynactin 5
Exons: 7
Coding region: 171-719 (182 amino acids)
Source: RefSeq, a predicted model, not a curated record